This is a messenger RNA of Colletotrichum acutatum, 631 nucleotides long. RefSeq lists its product as uncharacterized. NCBI's taxonomy places the organism in Eukaryota, Fungi, Ascomycota, Sordariomycetes, Glomerellales, Glomerellaceae. The record is from RefSeq and is a predicted model, not a curated record. The transcript has a single exon. Bases 176 to 574 code for a protein of 132 amino acids.
GUUCGCAAUAGUCGUCAAGUGUCGUUACCCAUUGAUGUAUGUAUAAAUGCAAUAUCGUAUUGUACAGACUUUGUCCAUCCCAUCCAUCCCUCGAAAACCCUGCCUGGUAGAAAAACCCAAAACCCAAAAACCAAACGACGGCCAGCGAUGGCCAGUGGUAUCAUAAUCUUCGUCAAUGCAAUUUUUGGCCAUCUUCUUCUUCACUCUGCCCUUUUGUCGGUGUCCCUCCCUCGUCUCCUCCCUCGUCUCCUCGAAAAAAAUAUGUCUCCAUAAAGCGCGGCCCAAAGCCCACCUGCAUGAUGCCACGUCAAAUAUCCCCUGUAGCUGCAGCAAAAGGGCAGCAAAAAAUAGGCAUAAGAAGAGGAAAAAAAAAAAAAGGUCCCCCAUAGACAUGGACCCCUCCUCGGCUAGGAACAACGCCGCAGCCGCCGUGCUAUCCCCACACACCGCUUUCUGCUCCCCAAACCCAGCCACCUCACCGGACGAACCAUCCGCGGCGGGGAUCGCUUGUGCGCUUGCAUCAGGGCCUGGCAGAGAGAGACAGGCAAGGUGCAGUGCACACGCGAUACUCUGAAGUCUGUACCCUAUCCGUACGUCGGGUUUCAACUGUAACCGUACUGGAUCCCAAGUC